This is a messenger RNA of Pieris macdunnoughi, 1689 nucleotides long. The record is from the annotation of a GenBank genome assembly. Lineage: Eukaryota; Metazoa; Arthropoda; Insecta; Lepidoptera; Pieridae.
AUGUGGACUCCAAGACUUUCCGCAGCGACCCCUUUGGAGAAGGCAAAUGAAAAGCCAGAGAACUCCUACGGCUACUUCCAUGGACACAACUGCUGUUUACCGAAAGACAAAGUCACCAGCCAUGAAAUAAUAUGUGGUCGUUUUAAACGGGUUUUAGUGGAUCUUAUGACUGUAAACAUAAGCGAUACUAGGUCUCGACGGAUGUACAAGUCAUAUUCUGCACUUUGUGCUGUAAAAUAUCUUCAAUUUAAAGAAUAUCCCUGGACCAUUCAUCCGUUUAGUAAAUUCAGAUUAUAUAUGGAGGCUUUUAUUGUGUCUUUGAUUAUGAUAUCCGAUAUACUACUCACUGUCCAUUUCUCUCGACCUGAUCCACGUGAAUAUGGUCUAGAAGGAUACUGCUUACUAUGUCUCGAUAUAACUUACCUAUUAUGUAAAAUGACGAACUUCUUUACGGGCUACAUUGUUGGAGAUACCUGUCCUGAAGUAAUAUUAGAUGUGAAACGUAUUGUUCCCAAAUAUUUCACUUCUUGGUUCAUACCAGACAUGAGCUCUGUUUCAAACGUCUUUCUCAAAGCGUUUGGCUAUGAAAGUGUUUAUUUCGAGCAACUGUUAACAUCGUUGAAGAUAAUACGGGUCCUCAAACUCUUUUAUCAUGUGAACAAUUUGAGUGAUGCCUUUAAACUAAAGCUAGCAUGGAACACGGCGAUAGAAAUUACCCUGCUUAUUGUAAUUUAUUUAAUCUGGAAUAUGUUUAUGCAAUUUGCUGUUGAAUAUAUGUACGAGGACUCUUAUACCCCAGAAAAACCCAAAGAUUGUUCUUGGAUUACGAUGGGAAAUCUCUGGAAUAAAGAAUUAACAACCAGAUUCGUAUAUUCAAUGGAUAGAGCAGUUGGUAUGCUGAGGGGAAAUGCAAAUAUACACAUCCUUGAGAAAGAAGGAUGUGUUAAAACGUUUCUCAUUGUUGCAUGGUUCAUUUCUCAGGUAUUACUAUUACAUUGCGGAUUUAAAUAUCUUAUUACAUUAUUUGGGACGGAAUCAGCCCGAGCUCAAUACUUCAUGAUGGCGAAACAAGUCGAAAUGUACUUGGAUCAGAAGAAAUUUCCAACGAGAAUUAAAAACAAAGUCCUCAGGUUUUACGCGAUUGGAUUUCAGUCACAUUUCUUCGCAGAAUAUCGUAUGAUGUCCUGUGUGUCUGGUCAACUCCGUGAAGACAUAAUCAUGCACACAGGGAGACAACUAGUACGAGAUGUGGCAUUCCUGAAGCAGCUACCUGGAUCACUGCUGUUUCAAAUUGGGAGUAAACUCAGAAUUGUUAUGUUUAUUGCUGGUGAUAUUAUCAUGAAAAUCAAAACUAUAGGAGAUUGCCUAUACUUUAUUCACAAAGGUACUGUAGCGAUAUAUUGCGAGUCAGGCAAGGAAGUGUGUCAUUUGGAAGACGGCGAUUUCUUUGGAGAAAUCGCGCUAGUAAUGAGUCACAGACUGCGAACCGCCUCCGCUGUGGCUGUAACGAAUUGUGAACUGUUUCGAUUGGACAGAGAGGAUUUUGAAAGUUACGUUGCCUGCUACCCCACUGUGUAUGAGGACAUCAAAAAGUUGGCAACUAACAGAUAUGAGCAGUCCAAAAUGUUGGAUGACCACCAUAAAACAGAGUUGAACAUGAAGAAGAGCAGAAAGGUCGAAUUGGAAUGA